Molecule: messenger RNA, 472 nt
Organism: Cylicocyclus nassatus
Lineage: Eukaryota; Metazoa; Nematoda; Chromadorea; Rhabditida; Strongylidae
Source: the annotation of a GenBank genome assembly
GAACUCUUGUCACUGAGUGUGUCCUUAUACCCGUUUGAUGUUCGAAACCUUUUUAUAAUGGCGACCUGCUACUGUCUGUCUCAGUGUAGAUUCAGAUCGUAGUCUCAGACUCUUUUAACUCCCAAUGAUCGCUGUUCUCCUACUGUUCCUGCUUUUCGUCUCAAAUGUCGAGGCAAAUCUGAGAAUCCGUCGUACACCGCCUGCAGUUAUCACGAAGACUACUACAACUACCGUAUACCUGGCGCCAAGAGUCCGCCAUUGGUUCCAACGUCCACUUCCUCAUCGUAGACCUAAACCUUUACAUAAGGGCAGAAUUCAACCUUGUCCGACAUUUGCCUACUCCGAAUACUUGAACUACUACCAGAAUCCCCAUCAAGCUUGCGUGACAUGCGCUGUGGUUCAACCUGGAGCGCCAGGAAAGUAAACUUGUGCUUGACAUGUUGUGAUUUUUCAACUUACGUCUCAAAAGGCA